AUGUUUACAAUAUUUCUCCUGCCAACAACCGAGGACGGAGCCGUGGCUUUUUUUUCAAUCAAAAGGUGUUCUCCCAACGAUGUGGCUGUGCAAAGGGGGGCACGCGAUGACCCUUUCGAGAAACCGACUCACCUGGAGAUGCAAUCACCGAUCGUGUCGCAAAGACCUCGUCGAUCGGUAUCAAUAAGUGGUGCGUCAAGGUGGAUGUGGCGUACAUUCAUCAAGACAUCAACUCCUCCAUCCGACGAACCACAAUCAAUACCAUCAACACUACAAGAACAAGAAGAGAACAAUAACAAAUCAAAGGGAGCUUUUGUGGAGGAUUUGGAAGAACCGAAGAUUCACAAAUUGAGACGAGAUUUCCGAAAAGUUUUCAUCGAUCGAUUCUCUGAAAGAAAAAUGCCAGUGAUCAGUGUUACUCCUCCUCAUCUUCCAACUCCUCCACCAAAGACAGCAACAAAACCCGUUGAAAAGGAAUCAUUCCCGGCGAUUCCCGAUUUUCUCGCAGCUUCACAAGAUCCUCGAUCACUUCGACCACUUCAACAAUCAAAUUACAAAACAUCGACAACUCCCAAUAAACCGGCACAUCCAACUAGCGCACAUAAAAUGGCCGUAUUUGAUCAAUCAGCGGUUCAUACUCGUGAAGCUCCUGUAUUACCGUCAAUUGAUGGAAUUGAAUAUCCAAGAGCGGCCAGCUGGGCAUCGGGGACACUCACUAAUCUACUCAAUGAUGAUAAAGGUCGUCAACUUUUCCGUUGUUUUCUUUUCGAUGCUCUCGCCGAAGAGAAUCUCAAUUUUUUGGAGGCUGUCGAUAAAUUGAAAAAAAUGAGACAAAAUGAUGAGAAACAAAAUUUCGCCAAAGAAAUUGUUGAUUGCUAUUCGCCGUACGUCAAUCUGAGUAGUGGAUCGAUGCAAAAGAUCAAAGCGACCGCCGAAACGGACAAUCCUGAUCCGAAUGAGUUUGCUCCAGCUUGUAAAGAGAUUCGUCGUCUUCUCGAAAACGAUCAAUUUCCUCGUUUUCGUCGCUCUGACUGUUACCUCAAAUAUUUGGAGGAAUUAUUGCCGAGAAGUUAUGCGGAAAAAUGGGCCACUUCAUUUGAGGCUCUCCUCGGAAAUCAUGUUGGCCGCCAAUAUUUCCGAGUUUUCCUUCGUAGCAUUCAUGCCGAGGAAAAUCUUCGCUUUUGGGAGGCUGUGGUCGAAUUUCGAGCAACAAAGAACAAAAGUCCGGCGAUGUUGAAUUUGGCAAAAGUAAUUCUACAAUCAUAUCUAGCUGAAGGACAAAGCAAUGAGGUUUUCCUCCCGUUCGGCGUUCGUCAAGUGAUCGAGAGAAAAAUCGCAGAUAAAGAGGUGGAUAUCACUCUGUUUGAUGAAGCAAUAAAACAUAUCGAACAGGUUCUCCGAAAUGAUCCAUAUGUUCGUUUUUUGCAAUGUCAAGAAUAUCUCAAUCUUCUCUCUCGACUUCAC
This is a messenger RNA of Mesorhabditis belari, 1464 nucleotides long. The record is from the annotation of a GenBank genome assembly. Lineage: Eukaryota; Metazoa; Nematoda; Chromadorea; Rhabditida; Rhabditidae.